Acaulospora morrowiae is the source of this 313-nucleotide messenger RNA. The record is from the annotation of a GenBank genome assembly. NCBI's taxonomy places the organism in Eukaryota, Fungi, Glomeromycota, Glomeromycetes, Diversisporales, Acaulosporaceae.
AGAUGAAAAAAUAGUUGAAACCUUCAUGCAAGUAAUAAUAGCAGUGUCGCCAUUUGCAACAUCAAAACAUUUUGAUUUUAUGGUAGAUAGCCAAGAUGUAGGAGCAGAAUCAUUCCAAGGAUGCUUGCACCUCUUACAAAAGUUGAUUCAGACGUACAAUGGGUCUCGAGUUAGCGUUUUAUCAAAAAAUAAAGAGAUGGACGGCGUAUGCGGUUAUUCAUUAGAUCUUACAGAAUAUGAACCUCCGUUGGACAUUCAACCAAUUAUCGAAACAUGGAAACGGAAUAAUGGAAGCAUUCAGGAAAAGUCAUGA